Corythoichthys intestinalis (scribbled pipefish) is the source of this 4363-nucleotide messenger RNA. It is a transcript of the gene slc25a15b, whose product is annotated as solute carrier family 25 member 15b. The record is from RefSeq and is a predicted model, not a curated record. The transcript is spliced from 7 exons. Gene Ontology annotation, molecular function: L-ornithine transmembrane transporter activity. NCBI's taxonomy places the organism in Eukaryota, Metazoa, Chordata, Actinopteri, Syngnathiformes, Syngnathidae. Gene Ontology annotation, biological process: mitochondrial L-ornithine transmembrane transport. Gene Ontology annotation, cellular component: mitochondrion. Bases 989 to 1897 code for a protein of 302 amino acids.
UUGGAAUAACUUAAAAAAUUGAGUACACUCCUUACAUUCCCGCAGGUAUUUAAUUAUAUCUUUCAAUGGAACCACACUGAAGAUGACUCUUACACUAGUAAAAGUAGUCAGUGUGUAUGCUUAUAUAGCAGCGUAAAUUUAUUGUUCCCUUAAAAUAACUCAAAAUACAGCCAUUAUUAUUAGUACUACUAUUAUUAUAAAGUAUAAGUCAACAUUGCGGCUCGGAAAAUUAAUGAAUCUUUCAAAAAACAAAUCCCCGAAAAAACAUCACAUACCCAAACUGUCGUAAAAGGUCGCAAAUCAACACAUGCGCGGUUGGCUUGUGCAUGUUAUACGCAUGCGCCACUCACAUUCCGUCGGAGGCGAUAAAUAAUCGUCUCAAAAGAAAAUAUUAUUUUUAAAAUGUAUUAAUUUUUUGUGGGGCGGGGGUUGUUUGGCGAUGCUAAUUCUAUGAUAUUGUAUUUGAUGUUUAAAUGUUUUGUUUGUAUAAUGGUUCAAUAAAAAUAAAAUUCGAAUUAAAAAUAAAUAUGGCAAUGAAUAAUAUAAAUAAUACACCUUUUUUUGUUGUUGGUUUGAAUAUGAUCUCCAAAUUUACAACGUCCUUCUGAAAUUAAGUACAUGUCAUCCAUAACUGCUCAUUGAGAAGACUGCAAAAGAUUUUGGUGCCUGGAAAUUGGAGCAGAGUGGGACCUCUUCAGACGCUGACCUGAUGCAUCGCCAUCUAUUACUAUUGUGAUCAGCAGUCGUUAUCAUCGCCCAUCCAUUCAUCCGUCGACUCGAAAGUGGCCCGAGGUGGGGAAAGAUGUCGCAAAAAAGAUAACAUUUGCGAUAAUCAAGCGCGGUCCGCUGGUGUUCCACGUUAGCUUCAGUUAGCAACUUGCUGGGUGAACAUCAGCAGCGAUUCCCCACUGAGGUCAUUCUAACAGCGCUCACUCUCCCGCAAGGUGUCUGACAGAAAGAGAAAAAUCUUUUGACCAUUUUAGAUACAAUGGCACCUCAUGCUGUGGUUCAGGCCAUCAUUGACCUCUCUGCUGGUGCUAUAGGUGGCGCUGCAUGUGUCUUCAGUGGACAACCUCUGGACACAGCAAAGGUCAAGAUGCAGACCUUUCCCACACUCUACAGGGGUUUCAUUCACUGCAUCACUUCAACCUACAAACAAGUCGGGAUACGAGGUCUCUACCAGGGAACCUCACCGGCUCUCAUGGCCAACAUUGCUGAGAAUUCUGUGCUCUUCAUGAGCUACGGCUUUUGCCAGCAGGUCAUCCGCUUCACGGCGGGACUGCAAAGUGAUGCCGUGCUGAGUGAUAUGCAGAAAGCGUGUGCCGGCUCGGUAGCAUCCAUCUUCUCUUCGAUGGUCCUCUGCCCUACGGAGCUAGUCAAGUGUCGACUGCAAGCCAUGUACGAAAUGGAAGCGUCGGGCAAGAUUGCGAGGAGUCAGAACUCAGUGUGGUCUGUGGUGAAGUCCAUCCUGAAGAACGAGGGUCCGCAGGGCUUCUUCCAGGGCUUGACUACAACCAUCGCCAGAGAGGUCCCCGGCUACUUUUGCUUCUUUGGCGCCUACGAGUUUUGCCGCAGUGCCUUCGCGGAUUACAUGAAGUGUGAAAAAGACGAGAUAGGGGUAGCUCCAAUAGUAUUCAGCGGAGGUUUCGGAGGGGCAUGCCUGUGGCUGGUGGUCUACCCCAUGGACUGUGUCAAGUCUCGGAUCCAGGUCAUGUCCAUGACGGGCAAACAGGGUGGCUUUUUUAAAACCUUUAUCACCAUCACGCGCACGGAAGGUUUUAGAGCGCUCUACUCUGGUCUCACACCCACCAUGGUCCGCACCUUUCCUGCUAACGGAGCACUUUUCUUGGGUUAUGAGGUCAGCCGCAAAAUUAUGAUGAAGCAGUUUGAUAGCUGAGUUUCACAAAAAAGCAGUGUGGACAGAUUUACACUACAAAACCACUCCAAAACGUUCAAGGAUUUCUUUGAUUUCAUAUGCAUUUCCUUUAAACUGUAUUUACAUUUUUGAAACCGUGAUGUGGUGGCGUUUUAGAAUUAACAAUUCUUUCAGAGGUUCUACUGCCAAUAUUUUUGAGAAACUGCGUUCUAUGUGGAAUUGUCUACGACAUUCUCGGCUACCUCAAUGUUAUGAAAUGCACAAACAAACAAACAAAAACGGAAAAAAAAACAGUAUUUUACAUUUCUUUGAGCUACUAAUGUAUGCUGGAGGCACAUGAAGAAGAAAAAAAACACUCCUUUUAACUUUUUUUUUUUUUCCCCAAUUUUACUGACCAAAUGAGUUCACUGGUCUAAUGAGGCCAUUCUAGAUUUUAUGUAACCUGGAAUUCAAAUGCAAGAAAUGGUUAUUUAUUUGCUAGUUUUUUUUAAUGUUACAAUUUUUGACUGACUAGUGUCUUGAAUUUCAUUAUCAGGGUGUAUUCUUAAUCAAAUUUCCGCAUAGGACCAGCCCAACAUUGCCUUUUAAAGCUUCACUUUUUGCCUUUCAUUGUAUUUUAUUUUUUGUUAAGACCACUAAUGUGCUAUCUGCACACCAUUUGCAGAUUUGUUUCACUGUAUGUUCUCUAUUUUGAACGUGUGUGUGCGUGGUAAUAACAAGUAUUCAGAAACAUCCCUGUUAAUAUAAAUGUAUUUUAUUUAUAAAAUGCAAACAAUUGAACUCUGAAUAUAGUGGUAUAUUUAACAACUUUGAUUUUGUUGGUAGCAAAAAUCCAUAUUAAAUUUUUCACUAAAACUGCCUUUUGAUUUUACUGAAGAAACUAACAGAUUUUUUCCUGUGAGACUCAUUUUUCGGUAGUAGGAAAAAAGAGUGUAAAGCAUGUAUUAAAUAUUCUUAUAAUGACUGAAUUAUUGUACAUUAUACUUGCUUUUAUAUUUCUGAUUUUGUUCAAACCAUACUCACAAAAAUUAGUGAAAUUUCAGCAAGAACCGAAUGUGCACUUUAAUCUUUACAGGUCAACCCUUUUCUAAGCUUUGGAAUAGGUGAGCUGAAUGGCAAUAUCCACAAUUGGUGUUUGAUCCAUGACUUAACUUAUUGACUGCCAUUAAUGGCGCCAUGAGCAUUCACAGCUUUUCCUCUUAGUUGAAAUGAAUUAGACAUCUAUUGUUGUCAAUGGCAGGCAAUGAGUUCAGUUGUCAAAUGAAAGCGGAAGUUCCGAAUUUUUGACAUUAGGCUUAAUCUUCGAGUUAGCAGGGGUUUGAUUAGUUGGUGGAGUUGAUUUUAACAAAUUCCGUGCAGUUUGCAAGUUAUUUGUAAGUUUCAGGGCUCCGGAGUGGCUAAGCUAGCGCGAGUCAAUGGCACCUUCAUAGCAUGCCAAUUGAAACGAUACAGAUUUACGGAGAGAUCCAACAUAGUGAAAUAAAUUCAAAACACCGGAAACAUGGCGAAAUGUGCAUUUAGAGGCUGUGGAAACAGACAGAAGAAACGGGCAAGGGAAAGUUUCCACAAAUUCCCUAUGAUGAACGACGUGCAAUAUAAACUGGUUACUUGCUGCUGGCUAAGACAUCAAAAAAUCAGUGGUGAAAAAAAACGAUGUGAUAUCGCUCCGCCCUGCUCUUCUGCAGAGCUUCUGGAUUACAAAUUUUUCUGUUCAUACUAGGCCUGAAUGAUAUUGGAAAAAACUAUUGCUGCGAUUUUUUGGGGGUUUGCGAUAUAUUGUGAUAUUGCAUUGCGAUAUUAAAAAAAUAUAUGUAUAUAUAUAUUUUUUUUUCCAAAAGAAAUUUUUACUAGAUGACUUGAAAAGCUGUUUGGAAAGACUUAUAGUAGCGCAUACCCCCCACCCCAUUUGUGUGUGUGUGCUCAAUGUAUUUAUCCAGAUCUAGCACUGGAAAGAGAUACAUAUAAGACAUGUUUUUUCUCACUUUUUCCCCCCAAAGUAUGAUUUAAAGAAAAUUUAUAUAUAUUUAUAUAUAUGUAUAUUUAUAUAUAUGUAUAUAUAUAUAUAUAUAUAUAUUUUUUUUUAAUAAAUGCUUUUUAAGCACUCCAAAUGUAAUAAUUAUGAAAGUUUCAAACAUAACUGUCCCACUGAAUCCUUUUUAAAUAAGAAUAAAGUACUGUAGUAGAAAAAUGCUUGGCUUUAUUAAAUGCUUCUGUUUACCAUGGCUGUGACUCUUGGAGUGACAUGUAGAAAUUACAAACUCCUCAUAAUCACUUCUGGCGUUUAUUUUAUAUGUCUCUAAUGUCUCCACAACACUGGCUCUCUGAAAAAGUAUCUGAACCGUUUGGAAUUUCUCACAUUUCUGCAUAAAAUCGCCAUCUAAUCAAAUGUGAUCUGAUAUUUGUCAAAAUCACAUAGAUGAAAUUACAGUGUCUGCUUUAACUAAAAUAACCCAAACAUUUAUAGGUUUUCAUAUUUUAUUGAGGAUA